Messenger RNA from Durio zibethinus, 1747 nucleotides. RefSeq names its product putative glutamine amidotransferase GAT1_2.1. The record is from RefSeq and is a predicted model, not a curated record. Gene Ontology annotation, molecular function: hydrolase activity, acting on carbon-nitrogen (but not peptide) bonds, in linear amides. Gene Ontology annotation, cellular component: cytosol. NCBI's taxonomy places the organism in Eukaryota, Viridiplantae, Streptophyta, Magnoliopsida, Malvales, Malvaceae.
UGCAAUUUCAGAACUUAAAAGUAAUAAAUGAAGUCGUGUCAAACAAGCCUGAAGCAUAGGAAAUUAGGGUAGCAUGUGAUGCCCAGGACUCUGCUCCUUCCUAAUUUUUUUUUUUUGGUCUAUUUUUCCACAAUAACUGAUCACUAUAAAUUCAACCAAAACCUUAAUCCUCUCCACUUUCCAUCUUUCUUCUCUCCUAUUUAUACCUUCCGAAAGCGAAACAAGUAACUCACACAAUCAACCUUUGGUUUAAUUUCUCGAAUUCUCUCAAAUAUUCAUUCUCAAUAUAUGGCUUUUAACAAUGAUCUUUCCGUGAUCCUCCCUCGUGUUCUCAUCGUCUCUAGACGUAGCGUUCGAAAGAAUAAGUUUGUAGAUUUUGUUGGUGAAUAUCAUCUUGAUCUUAUAGUCAGCUAUGGUGCAGUUCCGGUGAUUGUGCCACGAGUGAAUGGGGUUCAUAUGUUAUUAGAUAGUUUCGAGCCAAUCCAUGGUGUUCUUCUUUGUGAAGGGGAAGACAUCGAUCCAUCUUUAUAUGAAGCUGAAACGUCUGGCCUUUCACCAGAAGAAUUGGAAGAAAUCAGGUGGUUGCAUGCAAGUGAUACGGCCAUUGAUAUAGAGAAAGAUUCAAUCGAGUUAAGGCUAGCAAAGCUUUGCCUGGAAAGGAACAUUCCUUAUCUGGGAAUUUGUAGGGGUUCACAGGUUUUGAAUGUUGCUUGUGGAGGUACCCUUUAUCAAGAUAUUGGGAAAGAAUUGUCAAGGAAGCUGCCAGAGAAUCAACGAGUAGUGCACAUGGAUUAUGAUAAUUAUGAUGGGCAUAGACAUUUUGUGGAAGUGAUGGAGAAUACCCCUUUGCAAUGCUGGUUUAAGGAUUCUUUGGAGGAAGGGAAAAUGGAGAUUUUGGUUAAUAGUUACCACCAUCAAGGUGUUAAGAGAUUGGCACAACGAUUUGUAGCAAUGGCUUUUGCACCUGAUGGUUUGAUUGAAGGGUUCUAUGAUCCAGAUGCUUAUAAUCCUGAAGAGGGUAAGUUCAUCAUGGGACUUCAAUUUCAUCCAGAGAGAAUGAGACGGCCUGAUUCUGAUGAGUUUGAUUAUCCAGGAUGCCCAUCUGCUUAUCAGGAAUUUGUCAAGGCAGUAAUUGCUUACCAGAAGAAACUUAAUAGCUCAACAUCUUUAGCAAAGCCUUUGAAGCUUAGUCAAGAAAUGGAAAAGAAAAGAAAAAUUAUAGUCCGAAGUUUCUCACUUGCAAAAAAUUUGUACACUGCAGGAGGUGGGAUGCAUCCUUCUAAAGAAUCUGAACUUCAAGCUGGAGAAGAAUUUCUUGAGUCAAACACAGCUCUUAGUGUGCAACAAGAGAAUAGGCUGAAGCAGAUGGGGGCAACAGUGAGAAAUGGGAGCCAUUACAUUGAAAAACUCAAGUUAAAUGAAGAAAGGGAAAAGUUAGCAAGAAAUGUGAUGGGGAAAAUGUCAGUUGAGCAAUUGUCUGAUCUGAUGUCAUUCUACCACAUGAUGGGGCAGAUAUGUUCAGAAGUUUUGGAAAGAAAACUACAUGGCACUGUAAAUGACAAUAACUAUUGACAGUUAUGAUCCUGGCUAGCAUGCUUUUUUUUUUUUUGUCAAUAAAAGGACAUGUUUGUUAGAGGCUCACUGGAUGCCUGGGGUUAUAUAUAUGGUUCCCUGUCUUUCCUUUGUUUUAUCUUUUUUCUUUCUUUUUGGCUUUGUUUGGAUCAUGGGAAAUAACAGGGAAAUAAGA